Messenger RNA from Pneumocystis carinii B80, 700 nucleotides. RefSeq names its product 6,7-dimethyl-8-ribityllumazine synthase. NCBI's taxonomy places the organism in Eukaryota, Fungi, Ascomycota, Pneumocystomycetes, Pneumocystales, Pneumocystaceae. The transcript is spliced from 6 exons. Gene Ontology annotation, biological process: riboflavin biosynthetic process. Gene Ontology annotation, molecular function: 6,7-dimethyl-8-ribityllumazine synthase activity. The coding region runs from base 46 to 654 and encodes 202 amino acids. The record is from RefSeq and is a predicted model, not a curated record. Gene Ontology annotation, cellular component: riboflavin synthase complex; mitochondrial intermembrane space; intracellular anatomical structure.
CGAUUUAUAUAAUAUUAUAUAUAUUAUCUAUUGCAAAAAUACGAAAUGGCCGUAAAAGAGCCAGGACCAUUUAAAGAUGAACUUGAUGGCUCUUCUCUAAGAAUUGCUAUUGUUCAUGCCCGCUGGAAUAUAUUUGCAGUCAACCCUUUAGUAGAAGGGGCAAAAAAGGCUUUAAUUAAGCACGGAGUAAUGCCAGAGAACAUAUUUAUUGAAUCAGUGCAGGGCAGUUGGGAAUUACCAUUUUCUAUUUAUAAGAUCAUUGAAGCGUCAAAAUUACAAGCAGAUCAAUGUCUUAAGUCGUCAGAAAUUGAUAAACAAAAAACACCUAGCACUUCAUUCGAGCAAAAAAACGUAGAAACAUUAACACAAAUAAAGGGAGAAUUUGAUGCAGUGAUAGCAAUAGGUGUUUUAAUUAAAGGAGAAACAAUGCAUUUUGAGUAUAUUUCUGAUAGUGUUUCCCAUGGACUUAUGAAAGUUCAACUUGAUACUGGGAUUCCUAUCGUUUUUGGAGUUUUAACGGUUCUCAAUAAGGAACAAGCGCUUGAACGUGCAGGAGUAUCAGGAGAGCUUCGGAAGAAUCAUGGCGAAGAUUGGGGAUUUGUAGCAGUAGAACUUGGUGUAAAAAGAAAAAAAUGGAAAAAUGGUGAACUAUAAAGGGUAUUCAUCUAUUUUCAUGGAAUAAUAACAUACCUUAAUUAAU